CGGAAGCGGCGCCGUUCCUCGGGCCGCGCACACGGGCAGGGGUUCAGCUUUGCCGCCAGCUCCCCCCUGGUUCCCGUGCCGUUGCUUUCCCUCCCCAGCGCUCCGCCCGGUCUCGGGCUCGUCCCGGGCUGCCCCGCAAAGUGGGUUGGCUCGGGACGGCCCCGGACCCCCACAGCUCCGCCGCUGACCGCCGCCCCCAGGCCCCCCCCGAGGAUGAGGAGCCACCGGGCGCUGGCCGCGCUGCUCGUCCUGGCGCUGCCGCUCGCCCUCGCCCGCCGCCCCUCCGCCCCGCCCGACCCCGCGCCCCCCGCACAGGGGAUGCCCAUCCCGGAGCCGCUGCCCCGCAGAGCCCGCAGCAGCCCCGGGGCCGCCUACGCCGCCCUCCUGCGGCUACUGGAGGAGGAGGACGCCGGUAAGAGCCGAGGGGGCUGUGGGGGGUCCAGGUCCGGCCCCCGCCUCACUGGCGCCGCUCACCCUCCGGGGUCUCUUCCAGGUGCCUCCGCGCCCGCCGCUCCGCAGAAGCGUAAGUCCCGCCCGGCCCCGGUGCCGGGCCCGGUGCCGGGCCCCGCGGCGCUGACGGCGGGUCUCUCCGCAGGGGACAUGCACGACUUCUUCGUGGGGCUCAUGGGGAAGAGGGCGGCGGGGCGGGGAAGCGGCGACCCGUCCCCCCGCUGCUCCCCGGGUACACUUGCGGACGCGCAACGGGCGGUCUGAGCGGCGGGGGGGGACGGGGACUGGUCGGGGCGCGCCCCGCGACCCCCAUCCCCGAGGGCCGGCCCGGGCCGUGUCCCGGGCGCGACCCACGUUCCCGGGAGCUGCGCUGCGGCGGCAGAACCGGCAGCGGGGCCAUCCCGGCAGCGCCGCCGCCCACGGACCGCGGAGUCGUCCCGGGACCCGCCAGGGCACGCGCCCUGCACCGACCCCCACGAGUGGCUCCGGUCCCGUGUGGGCACCUGUACACGAACCUCCAGACGUACCUGUAAACAUCCCCCCGAGCUGGGCGGGACACGCGCACC
This is a messenger RNA of Apus apus (common swift), 1016 nucleotides long. It is a transcript of the gene TAC3, whose product is annotated as tachykinin precursor 3. Bases 214 to 714 code for a protein of 166 amino acids. Lineage: Eukaryota; Metazoa; Chordata; Aves; Apodiformes; Apodidae. Gene Ontology annotation, biological process: tachykinin receptor signaling pathway; positive regulation of blood pressure. The record is from RefSeq and is a predicted model, not a curated record. The transcript is spliced from 2 exons.